Molecule: messenger RNA, 2132 nt
Organism: Diatraea saccharalis (sugarcane borer)
Lineage: Eukaryota; Metazoa; Arthropoda; Insecta; Lepidoptera; Crambidae
Source: the annotation of a GenBank genome assembly
UGUCAUAAUUUUUUCCUUUUUAUUCUUCUAUGAACACGUGUUGGCGUGAUGCACUCGUCAGAGUGCUUUUUAUAUUUGAAAUAGCAAUAAAAUAAGUCAAAAUGAGUUUAUAUAACUUUAAGAAAAUAGCUGUAGUCCCUACAGCAAAGGACUUUAUUGAUAUCAUAUUAUCUAAGACGCAAAGAAAAACCCCUACCGUUGUACAUAAGCAUUAUAAAAUUUCCAGAAUACGUGCUUUUUAUAUGAGAAAAGUGAAAUAUACACAACAAAACUUUCAUGAUAGGUUAUCUAGGAUAAUACAGGAGUUUCCAAAACUAGAUGAUGUACAUCCUUUCUAUGCUGACCUCAUGAAUGUAUUGUAUGACAAAGAUCACUACAAGCUUGGUCUCGGUCAGCUCAACACAGCGAGGCAUCUUAUUGACACUGUAGCAAAAGAUUAUGUUCGUUUACUGAAGUAUGGAGACUCACUGUACCGCUGCAAGCAGCUAAAACGUGCUGCGCUUGGUCGGAUGGCAACAAUCAUGAAGAGGCAGGCUGCCAACCUCACAUAUCUUGAACAGGUUCGUCAGCACUUGUCCCGGUUGCCGUCUAUCGAUCCGUACACACGUACGAUCAUCAUCUGCGGGUUCCCCAACGUUGGCAAGUCCAGCUUCAUCAACAAGAUAACUCGUGCUGAUGUGGAGGUGCAGCCGUACGCGUUUACAACCAAAAGUCUGUAUGUGGGUCACACUGAUUACAAAUAUCUCAGGUGGCAGGUGAUAGACACGCCGGGCAUCUUGGAUCACUCGCUGGAGGAACGUAACGUGAUAGAGAUGCAAGCUGUCACCGCUCUCGCUCACCUGCGCGCAUGCGUGCUCUACGUAAUGGACGCCUCCGAACAGUGCGGACACACCGUUCAUGAACAGAUCUCCCUGUUCGAGAGUAUAAAGCCGUUGUUUGCCAACAAGCCAUUACUGGUUGUCUUGAACAAGAUGGACAUCAUCACCCCGGAGCAGCUGCCCGAGGACAAGAAGGCGGCUUUACAACGACUAAUGGAUAGCUGCACUAACGGGAACCUGGUCAAUGCGGAUUCAAACUCGGAGCUAUCAGUGGUGCCGGUACUGCGGAUGUCCACGGUGACCGAGGAGGGAGUGCAAGAGGUGAAGAUAGAAGCAUGCGAGAGGCUGCUGGGACACAGAGUCACCGAGAAGAUGAGGACCAAGAAGGUGGAUGGUAUAUUGAAUCGUCUUCACGUGGCAGUGCCCGCCCCCCGUGACGGUAAAUCUCGUCCCCCAGUGAUCCCUCCUGCCGUCCUACUGAAGAAACAACAAGCUCUCAACAAAGAGAACAGGAAGAGGAAGCUAGAGAGGGAGAUAGAACUAGAGCAGGGAGACGACUAUGUGCUUGAUCUACAGAAGAAUUAUUCGGAGAUAGCAGAGGAGGAACGUCACGAUCCCAUACCCGAGUUCUGGGAGGGACAUAACAUAGCGGACUACAUCGACCCUGACAUAUUCGACAAGUUGGCAGAGUUGGAGAAGGACGAAGAGCUAAGGGAAGAGGCCGGCAUGUAUGCCGUCCCCAAGAUAGAACUAGACGACACCAUGAGGGAAAUCAGGGAACUAGCCAGACAGAUACGCAACAAGAAGGCGAUCUUGAAGGACGAGUCUCGUCUCGUGAAACAAUCCACUAAACCUGUGAUGCCGCGGAAUACGCGCGCGAGGGAGCGAGACAGAUCUACGCACAAGCUGAGAGAGGAGAUGGAGAAACUCGGUGUGGACAUGUCCGAGACAGAGCAGGCUCACUUCACCAAGACGCGGUCUCGGUCCCGGUCCCGUUCUAUGUCCAUGGUCAGCAAGCGAGCUCGAGCUGACUCCAGCGGACGAUCCAUCAGCAGACCAGCAAGAGACACACAGGGGGUCAAGGAUACUGUUAUGCAAAAGAAAGCGAAGAACAUGGCUCACGUGGCCAUUGCCAAGAAAACCAAGAAGAUGGGUCUCAAAGGCGAAGCAGACAGAUUUAUUGGCACCAAGAUGCCGAAACACUUGUUUGCUGGCAAACGAGGAGUCGGCAAGACAGAGAGGAGAUAAAUAUAUAUAUACACGAGAAUCGGCGUUGUAUUCCCAUUAUUAUAAUAUAAUAAAAUGUAUUGUUUG